CAAUAAAUUCAUUUUCAACCGCAAGUUAAAUUAAUGGCUGCCACGGCAGCGCAAUCCUCCGUUAUCCGAGCUCUCCUACCCCGCAAUGCGCCGGCGUCGAAAUCCUCUCCCGCCUCCCUCAACAGCCGGAGGAAUUUGCUCUUCCUGAUGACGGCGGUCCCGGCGCUGUCGAUGAAAGAAUCGGUCUCCAGAGCGCAGGACAUCCCGCUGUUUGGACUGAAGAGGAAGCUGAAGAAAGCGGAGGAGGAAGCCGAGCUGCUAGUCAAGGAAGGCUUCGAGACGGCGGAGAAGGGGCUCGAGACGGCGGAGAAAGGGCUCGUGACGGCGGAGAUAGGGAUCGAGGAAGCGGUGAGUUUCGGCGGACUCGCGCAGGCUGGAGCCGUCGUCGGAGCAGAGGCCGUCGCCGUUCUCGUCGCUACUUCCGUCGUCAGCGGGAUUUUGGGGCCGGAUGCCUGAAAUUCUUGAGAAAAUUGAAAUUGCUCCGAAAUCGAUUUUCUUAAUUAUGCUUUAAUUUCUGUAGAUCGCUUUCCUGUUUGGUUUGGACAAAUAAUGAAAAAGGAGGAGAAAUUCAUAAAUCUUCUAAGCCAAG
Linum trigynum is the source of this 589-nucleotide messenger RNA. The record is from the annotation of a GenBank genome assembly. Lineage: Eukaryota; Viridiplantae; Streptophyta; Magnoliopsida; Malpighiales; Linaceae.